Salvia splendens (bonfire salvia) is the source of this 555-nucleotide messenger RNA. Its product is annotated as protein CRABS CLAW. The record is from RefSeq and is a predicted model, not a curated record. Gene Ontology annotation, cellular component: nucleus. Gene Ontology annotation, biological process: style development; leaf development; multicellular organism development. Lineage: Eukaryota; Viridiplantae; Streptophyta; Magnoliopsida; Lamiales; Lamiaceae. The transcript has 7 exons. The coding region runs from base 50 to 541 and encodes 163 amino acids.
CUUCCCUUUCCUCUUCAUCUCUCACAUUAUACCUUCAACAUUCAUCACCAUGGAUUUGGCUCAACCUGCCUCCGAGCACGUUUGCUACGUCCGCUGCACCUUCUGCAACACCGUUCUCGCGGUUGGGAUCCCAUGCAAGAGACUGUUGGACACUCUGACAGUGAAAUGUGGGCAUUGCAGCAAUCUCUCGUUUCUUAGCACAAAACCUCAAUCCCAAGGACACUGCUAUGAUCAUCAAACAAGUCUUCAUUAUCAGGCUUUCUGCAAUGAAUUCAAGAAGGGGCAGUCUGCAUCAUCGUCUUCAUCCACUUCCAGCGAGCCCUCCUCGCCUAAAGCUCCAUUUGUGGUCAAACCUCCUGAGAAGAAGCAUAGGCUUCCAUCUGCCUACAACCGGUUCAUGAAAGAAGAGAUACAGCGCAUCAAAGCGGCAAAUCCAGAGAUACCACAUAGAGAGGCUUUCAGUGCAGCUGCAAAAAAUUGGGCUAGGUACAUUCCGAACACUCCACAGAUGAAUGCUUCCACCAGCACUAACAAGGCUUGAUAAACAUGGGAGGG